Cryptomeria japonica (Japanese cedar) is the source of this 1354-nucleotide messenger RNA. RefSeq names its product non-specific lipid transfer protein GPI-anchored 13. The coding region runs from base 544 to 1119 and encodes 191 amino acids. The transcript is spliced from 3 exons. The record is from RefSeq and is a predicted model, not a curated record. Lineage: Eukaryota; Viridiplantae; Streptophyta; Pinopsida; Cupressales; Cupressaceae.
AAAAUCAUGUGCACAAUCACAUUUGGACCUGAUAACACAACAAAUAAUGGAGCCCCACUGGAUAAAGCAAGCAACAAAUUCAAAUUUGUAUUCAUACAGAGCUUAUGUUUUAUAUUGUGGACUUAAAGCUCUAGGAUAUUGGUACAAGGAAUCAAAAACGUAAUCUUGAAGUAGCAAAAAGAAUGGCAAAAUAAUGGCCAGGUGGCUGUGGGUUUUGCUUACACAACAAAACCACUAAGAAAUCAGAGACCAUUAUUGUCAGAGUUCUUUUUGAAGCAUGUGUAGAAAGUUUGUGUCAUCUCUAAAUCAUAAUUUGAUGAGGAAUUGUGGACCAAGGACUAGAUAAGCAAUAGCAUAUCCACAUAAGCACAUUGGCUGAAUUGGUAAAGUUAUUACACUAUAAAAAAAAUUCUGAAACAGCGUUUUUGUGCAUAUAUAUUUGAUCCCACAGCAAAGAUUCAACUCGAAGCAUUCAAAACUUAUGUAUUAGCAUUUAUUUCCAUAUGCUCCCUAGGCAGUGAUAAAGGGCAAAAGAAAGAGCUGAUGGCAGACAGAAGACUGAUUUUUGUAGUAGUCUUCUUUUCCCUGCUUUCUGGUACAUUCUCAGACUUUGCAGCAGACCAGAAAGAAUGUGGAUCUCAGCUUGUAACACUCUCAUCAUGUAUACAAUAUGUGCAAGGCUCUAAUAAAAUACCCACUAAAGAUUGCUGUGAUGGCCUUCUACAAAUUCACAAAAGCAACCCAAAGUGUCUCUGUGUUCUCAUUAAGGACAGCUCAAAUCCACAGCUGGGGAUAUCGAUUAAUCUUACUUUGGCCUUGGAGCUUCCCAUGAUCUGUAAAGUGCAAACGAACAUCUCCACCUGCCCAGCCCUGCUCCACAUGUCUCCAAGCUCCCCAGAGGCUCAGGUCUUUAACAGCACUGCCACUUCUUCACCUGUGUCAGCAGCUCGAAACACAAGUACCUCUUCCAAUUCUAGCAGCACUUCAUCAAGUGAAAGCUCCAGCUCAGCUAAUACCUUCAAUGUUUUGGCCUGGACUUGUUGUGGGCUUGCCUUAUUUCAUCUUUUCUCUUUACAGGGAUGCAAUGUAUUUGCUCUGAUAUUGGGUAUUCAAAAUUAGAGAUUUAUUCAACAAAGCUCUCGUGACACCUUUGUUUUGUUGCCCAAUACACAAGUCUAUUUUAGGUGUUGUAAUACCCUUCUUUUAUUCUCUGUCACCUGUCACCUUGAUUUGACAGAAAAAGAAAACUAUGUUUUGGGUAGUUGUGAUUCUCUACCUAUUUCAUGCAGCAACAAGCUUAUAAAUAGUGUUGACAGAUAUUUGAAUAGUAGGUGGUUUUCCACAUCAUUCUCAA